Messenger RNA from Seminavis robusta, 867 nucleotides. The record is from the annotation of a GenBank genome assembly. NCBI's taxonomy places the organism in Eukaryota, Bacillariophyta, Bacillariophyceae, Naviculales, Naviculaceae.
AUGGUAUCCAAACCAGAUACAACCGCUGCGUUUCCCGUUCUCCUUUAUCGUAUGCUGGAAGAUAUUGAGAAUGUCAGCAACACAGAUCCAACCAAGGGGGAUAUGCAGUCGAUUGUGAGCUGGGAGAGGAAUGGAACCGCCUUCAAGGUCCACGAUAAGAAACGAUUCAUUUCGAUUGUGCUUCCAGCCUGGUUCCCUCGCAUCAAACAUUCCAGUUGGGUUCGUCUGGUGAACUCUUUCGGCUUUAAGAAAAUCAACGAAGAAGGCGAGGAGCAGGGCUUCAUUCACCACGAGAUGUUUGUCCGUGGUAGACCAGACCUGGUCAAAACCAUUCAGAAGAACAAGAAGAGAGGAAAGAGCCGGUCAGAAUUUCCAGUUCUCUCGCAAACAUACAUGGCAGCGAGACAAUCGAGUUGUUCUCUCAAUGACAUGGCGUCGGCUACUGCUCCACCUUGCGAGGCUUCCUACUCCCCACAACAGCAAAGCUCUGGUAGGGUGGAGUCCCAAGUGUGCUUGAAGGAUCUCAUCUGGUCGUCUCAAGCCAACGGAGCGACCCCCAGCCGUGCAUUUUCCUCCAAUGCUCAUGCGGUGCCCAAGCAAAUGUCCCCUGGUAACUUCCACACUCCCCAUGUACCGGUACAGAAACAGUACAUGAAGGCGCUAAGCGACUGGCAAGGGCCUGCUUCUUAUUCCCCUUGUUGGCCUGAUCAGAGUGUAGUACUAAACAGCGAUGACGAGUCCUUCUCUUGGGCAGAUCUGGAACCACUUCCCUUCCGAACCAACCAGACUGCAGCAGAGGCAAGGAUGACCAACCUCUGCAAUGAAUCAUUUUCAGUGGUGGAAUGGAUAAAAGCAUUUGACGAAUGA